UUUAUUACAAUUUAUACUAUCAACUGAUCAUACUCCAUAAUAACUCCUUCACUAGAGGACUUUGGAAGAAAGAACACCAAGUGAAAUCAAGGCAUCCCGUUUGGAUGCGGGGAUGCGACGACCACGUUAGAGAAUAAGAUGUAUAUUGGGCCGUAUAUAUAGGGCCUAGUAAGGCCGAGUCGGGUCAAAGCCCAGCUAAAGUAUUUAACAUGACCCGAAUAUCAAUCAUCCCAUCUUCCCCAAUUUAUUAGUCAUCGACGGGACUCUUCACGACACUUGUCGAUCCAGUCUCCCUCCGUAACCACCACCGCCGCGACUCAGCCGCUCCGGCUUCUAACCGCGGCUCACGACCACCGUACCAGCUUCGCAUCCACAUCGUCGGAAUCUCAGUUCUCCCUCUCCGAUUCUUACUAAAAUUAGAUUUAUCACUUCACCGGAAAAUGAUGGGCUCAGAGAACGACGAAGACUCCCAUCUCCACGCCUCCAGGGAGGAGACGGAGAAUCUCUUCCUCCGAGACGAUCCCUUGUCGAGAAGCGACGUCAACGGCAAUCACAGCGCCGUGUCAACUCUCCCUCCGCCCCCGAUUAUCGUCACUCCGGCGGAUUCCGAUCCACUUUCUUUGCCUCCAAACGGCAGCUCUUACAUCGAGCCUCCGUCUUACGCAGACGUUAUCUUCAGCCCUUUCGACGACAACGCCUCAGAUGACUGCAGCAGCCAGUCCCCAAUAUCUCCGUCGUCGUCUUAUCCGAGCUCCUCCGAUUACAUCAAGAUCACUGUCUCCAGCCCUCAGAAGGAGCAGGACGCAUCAAGCUCCAUGCUCUCCGGAGGAAGCACUUACAUCACUUACCUGAUUACCACCAGAACGAAUCUCCCUGAGUACAAAGGUUCUGACUUUACAGUGAGGAGGAGGUUUAGAGAUGUUGUUGCGUUGGGGGAUAGGUUGGCUGAGUCUUAUAGAGGGUUCUGUAUUCCACCGAGGCCGGAUAAGAGCGUGGUGGAGAGUCAAGUGAUGCAGAGGCAUGAGUUUGUUGAGCAGAGGAGAGUUGCGUUGGAGAAGUACUUGCGCAGGCUUGCUUCGCAUCCUGUGAUUAGGAAUAGCGAUGAGCUGAAGGUGUUUCUUGGAGUGGAAGGGAAGUUGCCGUUACAGAUGGGAACUGAUGUGGCGUCUAGGAUCUUGCCGAAACAGUUGUUUGGUGAAGGGGUUGAGGUGGCGGCUCAGCCACCAGCUAGAAGCGGUAGAGAUCUGUUUAGAUUGUUUAAAGAGCUUAGACAGUCAGUUUCUAAUGACUGGGGUGGAGCAAAGCCAGCUGUUGUGGAGGAAGAUAAAGACUUUUUGGAGAAGAAGGAGAAGAUGCAUGAUCUUGAGAAAGAGAUUAUUAAUGCCUCGCAGCAGGCUGAAACACUCGUCAAGGCACAGCAAGACAUAGGGGAGACGUUGGGGGAGUUGGGAUUAGCCUUCAUUAAGCUGACAAAGUUCGAGAACGAAGAAGCUGUGUUCAGUUCUCAACGAGCUCGUGCCAAUGAUAUGAAGAAUUUAGCCACUGCAGCUGUGAAAGCCAGCAGGUUUUACAGAGAGCUGAACUCACAAACGGUGAAGCAUUUGGACACACUCCACGAUUACCUUGGCGUAAUGAUGGCGGUCCAGGGCGCAUUCACAGAUAGAUCUAGUGCUUUACUGACAGUGCAGACGCUUCUAUCUGAUGUUUCUUCUCUCGAAGGAAGAGCAGAGAAGCUAGAAGCUGCGUCUUCAAAGGUGUUUGGCGGCGACAAGUCAAGGAUUAAAAAGAUAGAAGAGUUAAAAGAAACCAUCAAGAACACCGAGGACGCCAAAAAUGUAGCCAUCAAGCAGUAUGAGCGGAUCAAGGAAAAUAAUCGGAGCGAGGUUGAAAGGCUGGACAGAGAACGGCGUGCAGACUUCUUGAGUAUGAUGAAGGGGUUUGUUGUUAGCCAGGUAGGAUAUGCAGAGAAGAUGGCCAAUGUGUGGGCAAAGGCUGCAGAGGAGACUAGUCAAUACAAUAGAGAGAGCUCUUAAACAAAGAGAUCAACCUGUAAGUUGGGGUAAAAUCUGAGCUACUUUCUGAAAAAAGAGAUGGUAGGAAGUACCAGAAACUAACAAUGCAAGAAGGGUCUUGCAAUUGAUAGGAACAAGAGAAGAUGUCACGUUGGGGAAAAGCAAAGUGCUCCUUCCAAUCUUCAACUUUGAUUUGAUCCUGAUUGAUUAGCUUACUUACUAGAAGUUGUUGUUUUAAUAUCAAGUCAACAGAUUUCAAAAGUGUAAAAUUACAAAAAUUAUCCAUACAAAAACGCUCUACUGGAA
Messenger RNA from Raphanus sativus (radish), 2318 nucleotides. RefSeq names its product sorting nexin 2B. The record is from RefSeq and is a predicted model, not a curated record. The transcript is spliced from 7 exons. Bases 441 to 2033 code for a protein of 530 amino acids. Gene Ontology annotation, molecular function: phosphatidylinositol binding. Lineage: Eukaryota; Viridiplantae; Streptophyta; Magnoliopsida; Brassicales; Brassicaceae.